GGUUUUGAACAAACUUGGGCAAACUUGCUUUUAAUUAUUGUUAUGGCCAUUUGAUGUUAUAGGAUUUUCUGGGGAACAAACAAUAUAUGCUCUCCGGCCAGCUGCUAUCUCUCGUUUUUGAGGAUUCAUUCAGGAGAAUGAAUUGUGACUUGAGGAGAAAAAUUGAUAAACAUAUAGCUGAAAAGUCAAGCGAUGUGAACAUUCAGCUUUUCAUAGACAAAUCUGCUAUUACUAUGGCUCUGGAGAGAACCCUCUCUACAGGCAACUUGGAUAUCAGUAGACUUAGGGUACAUAUGAAAGGAACAACUCAGGUUGUUUCUAGGUUAUCAUUCAUUGGAUUGUUGGGACAGAUGACAAGGAUCUCACCACAAGGUCAAGAGUGUAUGAAAGCUACCGAUGCUAGUCGCAGAGCACUGCAAUCUAGUCAGUGGGGCAUGAUCUGCCCCUGUGACACCACAGUAGGUGUUGCUUGUGGGUUGGUAAAAAACUUGGCCUUGAUGACUCAUGUUACUGCUGAUCAGGAUGACAGCACGUUUCCUCUUCUGUGCUAUACAUUUGGAGUGGAGACUUUGGAACUGCUUCCGCAAGAUCUUUUUACUAGAGAUUCCUACAUUGUUAUGUUAAAUGGAGUUAUCAUAGGCAAGCACAGGCAGCCAAAGAAAUUUGCUGACGAUAUGAGGAAGCUACGACGCUCUGGCAGGAUGAACAUGUUUACUAGCAUCUAUGUGAAUGAAAAGCAGGGCUCGGUCUGCAUUGAUACAAGUGGUGGACGUUUGUGCCGUCCACUUGAAAGAGUUCUAAAUGGUGUUCCUAAGGUUAAAGAGCACCAUGUGAGAGAGUUAAAGGAUGGUGUCCGUGACUUUUAUGAUUUUAUAAAAGACGGUCUUGUUGAAUAUGUAGAUGCAAACGAAGAGAACAACUUACUGAUUGCUCUACUUGAAAAGGAUAUCACACAAGCGACGACACAUGUUGAGAUUGAUCCAUCUACAAUCUUAGGUGUAUGUGCUGGUUUAAUACCUUAUCCUCACCACAACGACUCAAAAUGCAACACGUAUCAGUUUAACCGAAUGGAUGCUUUGACAAACAUUUUAGUUUAUCCCCAACGUCCUUUGCUAACCACGAAAUCAAUCGAACUGGUUGGGUUUGAUAAGCUAGGAGCAGGGCAGAACGCUAUAGUUGCUGUGAUGAGCUAUAGUGGCUAUGACAUUGGGAAUGCUAUAGUAAUGAACGAGGCUUCUUUGGAUAGAGGCCUUGGUCGUUGUGUAGUGUAUAAAAGAGAAUGUGGGAGUUCUUCAUCUAAAGAAGUUGGGCCUCAGGAGCCACAAAGAUGGGAGAUUGAAAAGGAGGCAGUAGUCUUCAGUUACAAAAGCCAAAAGUUUUGCGCCAAAAAACUGAAACGUCAAACCCGUAGGCCUGAAGUUGGUGAUAGGUUUAGUUGUAGGCAUGGGAAGAAAAGUAUUGUUGGUCUAAUAGUAAAACAAGAAGACUUGCCGUUUACAGAAUUUGGCAUUUGCCCAGAUCUGAUUAUUAAUCCUCAUGGAUUAAUUGGCCCAACAACAGUGGGAAAGAUGAUAGAGCUUCUUGGGAGCAAAGCCGGUGUCUCUGUGGGUAAGUUGCUUUACGGCACCGCUUUUGGCGAUACCAGUGGGCACGCAGACACUGUUGAUGAUAUCAGCAAAAUUCUGGCCAUGCACGGUUUCAACUAUCACGGGAAAGACUUUCUUUACUCAGGUAUUACUGGUGAACCACUGCAGGCAUUUAUCUUUAUGGGGCCAAUAUAUUACCAAAAGUUAAAACAUAUGGUAAUAGAUAAAAUGAAAGUCUGUGGCAAAUCGUAUCGAUGCCUUUUCACAAGACAACCUAUUAAUGGUUCACGUGUGGGUGAAAUGGAACGUGAUUGUCUGAUAUCAUAUGGUGCUAGCAUGUUAAUAAAUGAGCACUUCAUGAUAUCCAGUGAUGCUUUUGAGGUGCAGGUAUGCCGAAAAUGUGGAUUACUUGGGUAUUAUGACUACAAGCUGAAGGCUGGAGUUUGUUCAAUGUGUAACGAUGUGAAUAAUAUGUCCAGAGUGAAGAUGCCUUUUGCAUUCAAACUACUAAUCCAGGAGCUACAAUCAAUGAACAUUGUCCCCCGGUUAAAGUUAGAAGAUUGAUAGGUUGGAGGAAUGGAGAUUAGGCGAAGAUAUUCUUUUUCUCAUUUUUUGCUCGGUUCGCUUUGUAAAGGGAUAAUGAAGUUGGUUUGCUAUUCCUUUGAAGAUUCUUCUCUUACGCUCUUGGUCAUGAG
This is a messenger RNA of Cuscuta campestris, 2281 nucleotides long. NCBI's taxonomy places the organism in Eukaryota, Viridiplantae, Streptophyta, Magnoliopsida, Solanales, Convolvulaceae. The record is from the annotation of a GenBank genome assembly.